CUUAGAGGAGAUCCUGGACGAGAAGGACUCGCUGGAAAGAGUUUCCCUGUACAAGUACGCAUUGAAGGACCGAAAGGACCACAGGGACCACCAGGCCCACCAGGUGAUCCUGGUCGUCAAGGAGCACCAGGACCGCCUGGACUUCAAGGACAAGCCGGACCUGCAGGAUUUAAUGGACGUCCCGGCGAAGGGGGGCAAAAUGGCUUGCCUGGGGCACCCGGUAUCGAUGGUCUGCCCGGUCGCGAUGCAGAAUACUGUCCUUGCCCUUAUCGCUUUCAUUUCACUUAACACUGAAAAACAUCAUAAAUACAACACAUUUCGGUCUAAUUUCAAUACUUAA
Anisakis simplex (herring worm) is the source of this 340-nucleotide messenger RNA. The record is from the annotation of a GenBank genome assembly. Lineage: Eukaryota; Metazoa; Nematoda; Chromadorea; Rhabditida; Anisakidae.